Molecule: messenger RNA, 276 nt
Organism: Sorex araneus (European shrew)
Lineage: Eukaryota; Metazoa; Chordata; Mammalia; Eulipotyphla; Soricidae
Product: 60S ribosomal protein L36a-like
Exons: 1
Coding region: 1-276 (91 amino acids)
Biological process (GO): translation
Cellular component (GO): ribosome; cytosolic large ribosomal subunit
Molecular function (GO): structural constituent of ribosome
Source: RefSeq, a predicted model, not a curated record
AUGGUGAAUGUACCGAAAAGCUGCCAGACUUUUUGUAAGAAAUGUGGCAAACAUCAAUCCCACAAAGUCACACAGAAUAAGAAGGGCAAGGAUUCCCUGUAUGCCCAGGAAAAGCGCCGUUAUGACAGGAAGCAGAGUGGUUAUGGAGGUCAGACUAAACCCAUUUUCUGGAAAAAGGCUAAAACUACAAAGAAGAUAGCGUUGAGACUUGAAUAUGUUGAGCCCAACUGGAGAUCUGAGAGCAUGCUGGCCAUUAUGAGAUGCAAACAUUUUUAA